GAUGCAAGAAACACACAGUUAAUUUUGUUUUUUUUUUACUAGUAACUGCAAUAUCCAAUUCCAAUUCAGUAGUAAUCACAAUCCAAUUUUCUUCGCCGGCUCAGGCGGAGGUGUGCAUCCAACAACAACAAAAAAACACCACUCUUUUUCCUUCAUUCUCUCUCCUCAUUCCUCAAAUUCUUUCUCAUUUUGACGACAUUACUGCUUUACUUCCACGUAAAUCUAGCACCAAAACAAAAAAAAUCAACCACUGAAAAACAACUACAACACACACUAAAACAAACAAAAAAAAAUGGAUACCAAACGUACAGAAAGUCCGAUCUAUGCUCGUCGAUGGACUUCAGAGCCAAACAAUAUCACUUCAAAUUCUUCUCAUCUCUCUGGACGACCACACCAUGUGCGCACUUCAUCCGCUGCUACCAUCGAUUCUCCGACUGCAUCGCCGACGCGCGGUCACCAUGCGCGCACUACGUCUGCUACUACUGGAAUGUCGAGUGUUAAGCGCACUCAAAACUUCGCUGCUAGGGCUGCAGCGCAGCGUUUAGCGCAAGUUAUGGCUUCUCAAACUACCGACGAAGAUGAUGAUGAAGACGAUGAUGAUGAUACUGCUGAUAUGCGAUUUCCGGCACCGGCAUUGUCGAGGAAUAUCAUCAAUGGUGUUGGAAAGAAUGUGGUUUCUUCUAAUCGUAAAAGUAGCAGUACUAGAUCUUCUUCUCCUGCUUCAGCGAGGAAUUCAGUUGAUGAAAUGCCUCCGAUUCGAGCGAAAUCUAAUGGAAGAUCAGCUGUUUCUGUUCGAUCUGCGGCAGUACCGGCACUGGUUUCGCUAUCGAAUGCUACUGCAUUGAAAGGCCAAGCUUCUCUACCGCCGUUGGAUUCACCUUCUGUUGUUACAACAUUGAAAAGCCAAGCUUCUCUACCUCCUUUGGAUUCUCCUUCUUUUAGGUCUCAGAAAGAUAAUAGUAAACGAUACUUUACAGAUAUAGGACAAAGUAAUUUAAAAAUGACAGGACAUCAGCAAGAUUCUUCUGCGCUUCGAGAUGAAUUUGAUAUGCUACAAGAGGAGAACAACAGUGUGCUUGCCAAGCUUAGAGAAGAAGAAGAAAAAUAUAAGCAAGUAGACGCUAGAAUUAAAGAGCUUGAAAAACAGGUUGCUUCGCUUGGGGACGGAGUAUCUCUAGAAGCUAAAUUGUUGAGCAGGUACCAUGCUGGUCCAAUUUUCAUGCGUGACCAGGCUGCACUAAGAGAUGAUAAGCAAUCAAAAGAUGCGAAUAAUAAGGGGAUAGAUAACCUUCGUUCCGAAGCCAAGAAUGCUAAACAUGAAGUUGAAGCUGCUGCAGUGCGGCUUCAGAGUGCUGAAACUGAAGUUAAAUCUCUUCAUUCAAUGACCGAAAGAAUGAUUCUGUCGCAGGAAGAGAUGGAAGAAGUAGUUCUUAAGAGAUGUUGGCUUGCACGUUACUGGGGGUUAGCUGCUCAGCUUGGUAUAUGUUCAGAUAUCGCUACAUCCAAGUAUGAACACUGGUCUUCAUUUGCUCCUCUUCCUUUUGAAGUAGUUAUUUCUGCUGGGCAAAAGGCUAAAGAAAAAAGCUGGGAAAAAGAUGGUGAAGACUCUGAGAGUAAAAACAAACUUAACCAAGACUUGAAUGAUUUUACUGGAGAGGGAAACAUAGAGAAUAUGCUUUCAGUUGAAAUGGGCUUAAAGGAGCUUGCAUCGUUGAAGGUGGAGGAUUCCAUUGCGUAUGCAUUCGCCCAGCAACGCCGGCCAAAUUCUUCUAGAUUAUCUAACUCAGAUUUUAAAUCUCCAGGAGAUGCGAAGUAUAUGGAAGCUUUCGAGCUAACUCCAGAGGAGUCUGAAGAUGUUCUUUUCAAAGAGGCAUGGCUAACUUACUUUUGGAGAAGAGCUCUAAACGUGGGUAUAGAGAAGGAUACUGCCAAAGAAAGGCUUCAAUUUUGGAUUGGCCGAAGCAGACAUUCACCAACUUCACAUGAUGCAGUUGAUGUUGAUCAAGGUUUAACGGAGCUGAGGAAAUUAGGGAUUGAACGUCGACUCUGGGAAGCAUCUCGCAGAGAAAAUGAUGUAUGAUGCAUGCCACUGCAUAAGUUACACGUAUUUUCUACUACCACCCGAGAUCUCUGUAUUUGCUUUUGCUAUCUUAUAGAGUUUGUGUAAUUCAGCUCCUAUAGAUGUAGUUAUGUACAUAGCUUAAUUUUGUCCUGUCUGCUGGGUCAUCCCUGUUCUGUUCUUGGGAUUCUGGCAUUCUACAUGUUAUAUACUUGUACUUACCUUUUACUAGACCCAACAUUUCUACCUCGAAUGUAAUACAUAGUUUCCAGCAAGUGCAAAAUCUGAGUUAAGAAACCCCAAUCAUUUUGUUCUUGAGACCAAAGCUGUUCGUGUUAAGCCCUCAGAUCAAAGGAAUGAAGCUUAGGAAGCAGUUCCGCACACGAGAUGAAGGGGCCUAAGUUAAAUGUGGCUUCACAGAAGAAAAAAAAGGGAGCUGGAAACACUCCUUGAGGAUAUUUUUUGUUUAGGGACGUUGCAAAGACUUCUCUUUUCUCAGAAUCACAUUAUACUAGCCAAUCGCCAGAGCAGAGUACUGGUCCUGGAGCUUCUCUAAGUAGUGACUGUCGGCACUCGAGUCUUCUAGUUGUGGAUCUCACAUAAGUAGACGGGUGAGUGAUGUUUCUUAAAGAGAUGAAGUAGGUACUGUGUUUCUUAAUUGGAUUGUGCAAUGAUGACUUUU
Messenger RNA from Beta vulgaris subsp. vulgaris (sugar beet), 2741 nucleotides. RefSeq lists its product as hypothetical. The coding region runs from base 293 to 2080 and encodes 595 amino acids. The record is from RefSeq and is a predicted model, not a curated record. Lineage: Eukaryota; Viridiplantae; Streptophyta; Magnoliopsida; Caryophyllales; Amaranthaceae. The transcript has 16 exons. Gene Ontology annotation, biological process: cytokinesis by cell plate formation.